GAACAAUACAAAUAUCUAUUUUUUUUUUGUACAUGAAGGGCUAUUGUUGUCCACAAAAGUAUGGAAAAGGAGGUGAGAUAAGAAGCACCAUUCUAUUUAUUGGAAGAGGCCAGUAUCAACUCAGCUGUAACUACUGCAAUGUUUUAAAAGAUACCCCUCCCCGCUUUCCCAUGUACUACAAACCACUCAAGACUUUUGACAGCAAUCCUGUAUCUAAUUAUGAACAAAGCUUCUAUCUUUAGAAUUCAGUUAAAUUUGAGCGAUAGUACAAAUCCGAUGCCGAAGCUGGGAAAUAAUCUUGAUGUUACUUCUGUUCGUGUGAGGGUAAAAUAGGUAUCGAGAAUUGGUUUUAACACGUCGCCGUUAGC
This is a messenger RNA of Yamadazyma tenuis ATCC 10573, 368 nucleotides long. NCBI's taxonomy places the organism in Eukaryota, Fungi, Ascomycota, Pichiomycetes, Serinales, Debaryomycetaceae. The record is from RefSeq and is a predicted model, not a curated record.